Cucurbita pepo subsp. pepo (vegetable marrow) is the source of this 3031-nucleotide messenger RNA. The record is from RefSeq and is a predicted model, not a curated record. NCBI's taxonomy places the organism in Eukaryota, Viridiplantae, Streptophyta, Magnoliopsida, Cucurbitales, Cucurbitaceae.
AUAAUCAUGAAAAAUUGAGAACGAGAGUGUCUAGAUUAUGGGGAAAAUUGCAUACAAAAUGGCCAUGCAGUUGGGUUCAAAUUUAAUACACAAGGCUGGCGUGGUCCGUUUGUGGGAACUUGAAUUCAUUCUGAUUGGUUAUCUGAUCUGCGAUUUUGGUGUUUCCGUGUAGGAUUGGUUUAACCGAUCCGAGCAUGAACUCCUCCAUUCAAUUCUUUCUCGUCUUAUUUUUCUUUAUUAAAUUUUCAUUCCGUUCUAUCAAUCAUUUCAAGCCAAUCACCUGCACUCGCCUCCUGUUUCCAUUUGCCGCCAAUUAAAUUUCCCAGAAAUUUUGCUGCAGAAUCCUCCAGGUUUGACCCCUCAAUCUUCAUUGACUUACUACAAUAAUCCCAAGCAGGUUUCCGAUUCGAUUCUGUGUUAUUUAUCGGAUUUUUCCUUUCCAUUUGUUGAGAGGGAAAAUCUCAACGAUUUUCUCGACCCUCUCACUGUUUGUCGCGCCAUUUUUUUGUACGGUUUCGUGCCUUUCAAUCUUGAAUCUGGGUUUCGGUUUGAUUUCGGUUCUAUAGACUCUCCAUCUUGCUAUUUGGAAAUUUCUCUGUAUGGAUUUUGAACUUGUUAGAAGGGGCUUGGGAUUCUCCCAAAGGAGGAAGAAAUGGCUUGUUCUAUUGGCUCUCAUGGGGGUCUCUGGUUACGGAGUUUAUAAGGUCUAUCAUUUCCCCUCCGUCGAGAGGAAGAGGAAGAGGCUGAUGAAGCUCUUCGGUACCAUGAUUUCCGUCGCUGAAAUGGUUGCGGAUUCUUCUGAAGCAAUCGGAGUAAUUUCUAAAGAUUUGAAGGAGUUUCUGAAAUCUGAUUCCGAUCAAAUUCCCAACAGCUUGAAGCAAAUUUCCAAACUCGCUAAAUCGGAGGAAUUUUCGGAGUCUCUGGAGAAGGUCACCGAGGCAUUUACGGUUGGGAUGAUGAGAGGGUAUAAAUCUGUAACAAAGAACGACGGAAAUUUGGAGGCUGAUUCGGUGAAUUCGAGCUCUUCUUCUGACGUCGUCGAGAAGCUUUUCUCAACAGCUGGGACUGGUUUUGCUUCUGUUGUGGUUGGAAGUUUUGCAAAGAAUUUGGUGAUGGGGUAUUACUCGAUCCCUGGAUCAGUCGAUGAUGCUUACAAAUCUGGAUCUGAAUUUUCAGACGUGCCUAAAUGGGUAACUGUGGCCUCCGAUGAGAAAUGCAAGAAUGUUAUAGCAGAUUGCAUACAAGUUUUUGUUAGCACUGCAGUUUCUGUAUAUCUUGAUAAAACAAUGGAUAUUAAUGUGUACAAUGAUCUCUUUAGUGGAUUGACCAAUCCCACUCAUCAGGACAAGGUGAAGGACAUGGUUGUUUCUGUUUGUAAUGGCGCUGUGGAAACUCUUGUAAAAACAUCUCACCAGGUCUUGACAAGCUCGCGAUCGUCUUCGAAUUUGAGUCCGGUUUCAUCCUGUAAUGGACUGUCAAAGCUAGGAGACGAUGUCUUUUCAGAAGAAGCUUCUUCAAAGAAGAUGGCUGCGGGCAGCUCAAUUGAGAGUUGCCAAAAUGGGUGGAUUGACACAGUUUCAUCUACUCUGGCAGUUCCUAGAAACAGGAAGUUUGUGCUUGAUUUAACUGGUAGAGUGACAUUUGAAACGACAAGAUCUGUUGUGGAUUUUUUGUUAUGGAAGCUAAUGGAUGGUCUCAAGAGAAGUUUUGGUACAGUUCAUGAUGAAGUUGUGGGUAGGGGUUUGGAAGUCGUAAGCUACUUCAGUGCAAAGUCUUCUGUUAUUGUUACAAUUUGUGUAGCAUUAUAUCUACAUGUUUUUGUUGGCACCGGGCUUCUGUUAUCUGCAUAAUAAUAGAGCGGAAAGCAGUUCAAGCCACUUAGAUUAGAAAGUAUAUACCAGUGUUGCAUUUAGGGAAGGUUUUGGACUUCCUAUCAUUCAAAUUUGAAUGAUGAUCAUACUUCUUGAACAAAUGCAUACAUUGAUGCUUAAGUAACUCUGAUUCUCUGGCUUUUCUACAGGAUGCUUUUGAUAUAUUCUAAUACAGUUGAGAGCCAAGUUCUUCAUUCACCCAGAUUGAUGCAUUUCAAAUAGCUACAUGACUUGGAAGCCUAAUGCAAUUUCAUCCUUUGUUCCAAACACCCUAGUUAAUAACGAUUGAAACCGUUUUGCAGAGCCGCUGGCUAUUUUGAACUGCUUUGGAUAUCACAAAGUAAUUUUGUUCUGAAUCUUAAUGGCAUGUUCUUGAUCCGGUGAGGCCUGCAAACACCACCAUCUUGGAUGUCUCGCGGGGAUGUCGUUGCUGGAAAGUUGAUGAACUUUCUAUUUCCGUGAACUUCCUCAAUAUACUCUAAACAAAUGCUGGAUGAAGUUCUUUCUGGAUGGAAAGUAAACAAACGAGAGUAAAAGCUGAAGUGAGAGGGAAGGAUAAUAGGGGAAGCUGCCAGCUAUGAGCGGCGGCAAAUACACUCAUGCAGGCCCCGUAGGACCAUUGCGGGUAGCUUCUUCUCCAUCAGAUCAAAUUCUAUGGAGUCAAGAGUGAGAACUUCUUCAUCAACCCAUGGCUCUCCAGCAUGUGGGAAGCUUGAUGGAGUAGCAACUUGGCUCAUCAAUGGCUUUGUCACAGCUUUCUUUGGAUCCUUGGAACGAUGCUCUUGUAUUCGUAUUGCCACAGCUGAGGACGACGGCGAUGAGUCGAAUGACGCUCCUUUGAUCCCAAAAGAUGUAAUCCAUCGACAGGACGGCGAUGCAGCUGGCCGGAGGAGGGCCGGGAAAGGCAAGAAGUGUCAGCCACUUGUAGCUGCAAUCUAAUGAACAACUCUGCUACUUAUCUUGAAUAACCCAAAUCAAAAAGCUCCUCUUUUUCGUUGGUAAGUGAUAUGAAGAAGCUUCUGAAUCUGGGAAACGUACUGCUUUUCUAAAUUAUUUACAAGUGUUUACUGUUCUUAGCAACUCAAUCUCAGCUACAAUUUAAUCUCAAUCUCAGUUAAUAACUUCAAUAACAACUCAAAUUUUGAUCUUCUCAUUAUUAA